Cynoglossus semilaevis (tongue sole) is the source of this 1658-nucleotide messenger RNA. Its product is annotated as putative nuclease HARBI1. The coding region runs from base 250 to 1362 and encodes 370 amino acids. NCBI's taxonomy places the organism in Eukaryota, Metazoa, Chordata, Actinopteri, Pleuronectiformes, Cynoglossidae. The record is from RefSeq and is a predicted model, not a curated record. The transcript has 2 exons.
GUAAGGAAAGACCUAAAGCUGGGUUAAUUUAUUUAUUUUUUUAUUUUCUGAAUGUUGACGUUGUCUUCGCCUGCCCGCUGGGUGGCGAUAGUGCAGAAAUGAGUCGAUAACAAGUUACUGCAGUGAACUUCCUUCGUGCUCGCACUCCGUUGAUUUUUCUACAUGCCGCUGUAUUUACCGAGCACAGAACUUUCAGGGUAAACCCUAGAUUUUCUCCAGUACCUCUGAGAGACAAACAGACUCACACAAAUGUCUCUCGCUGUGCCUGUGUGGCUCCUGGUGCAGGAGCAGCUGCUCGGAAAUGGCGUACCGGACUGUGGAUCAUCAACUUGCUUCGACGACUUUAACGACGAAGCUUUGUUCGAGCUGUUUCACCUCACCAAACCGUGCGUCGCAUUCAUCGCUGAUUCGAUAAGGCUACGUAUAAAGACGGCUACAACGGGCAGAGAGGAACUGAGUGUGGACGCGCAGGUCAUGGUCGCGCUCAAUUAUUAUGCGCACGGAGUGUUUUCUGGUGUCGUGCUGGACAUGGCCGGGCUCAGCAACCAGUCGGAGCGUGCCUAUCUUAUUGUUGACAAACUGUCCGGCGUCAUCGUCGGGAUGUCCGACCAGUUCAUGUCGUUCCCAGAGACCCCGGAAGCAAAAGCCUGCGUUGCGUCAAAAAUAAAAAAAAUUAGCCGAAUUCCCAACGCGUUGGGAAUCCUGGCAGCAGUCCACUUUAAAAUCGUCCAGUCACCUCAAGAGAAGUCAUCCGUGUCGGACGCGAACGGCACGGACUACACGUCUGUGGUGUCACAGGUCACGUGCGACUCAGAGGGAAACCUCCUGAGUGUGGAGAAGUUCCGCCUGAGUAACGGGAGCACGUUCAAACCGGAAACGUGGGAGUUACCCUCAAAAGAGAAGGAGGUCGAGGAGGGGGUAAAGGAACCGUAUCGGGUCAUAGGUACAAAAGGUUAUCAACUAAGCAAGUAUGUUUUGACUCCCGUGACAGUGCCAGUGACUGAGGGUGAGAUCCAAUACAACAAGGCCCACAAAAUGCUAGAUGACAUCAUGCAGAAGACGCUCAGCACCUUGAAGAGGCGUUUUAGGUGUCUGCUACACCUUGGCUAUAGACAAGAAACCACUUUGGACAGAAACACGGACAUAAUCAAAGCAUGCAGUGUUCUCCAUAACAUUUCACAGAAGUUCUCUGUGCCUCCUCCAAAUGCUGCUGGGGAAGUGGAGUUAGUGGGUCCAAGCAAGCAGCACUCAAAGGAACUAGAGGUCUGCCCAGAGGCUGUAAAGGCCAGACAGAAAGUCAUCUAUGAAUUCUUCUCCAAUGUGUCCAUGGAGACGGAAUCUACUGGUGACACUGACACCUGAGGAGGGGAAAUUGGACAUUUACGGGUUAUUUCAUAUUUUUUUUUACAUAAUCUUUGAUCUUGUCAGUUACUAAUCAGAAGCCUUGUACAUUUACCGUAAUUUCCGGACUAUUGAAUGCACCGGAAUAUAAGCCGCACCCACUAAAUGUAAAGAGAAAAAAAAUUAGUGGCUGCACUUCUCUAUAAGCCGCAAGUGUCUACGUUGUAAAAUGGGAUAUUCACACAAAAAGAUGUUACAGAGAAAGUUUUUUUUUUUUAUUAUUCACUUUUAAUUAAAUAAAUGCUUUUUUUUCCGAA